GCGGGACGCCCCCCGAUCGCUCCCAUGUGUCUGUCUAUGGGUCCGCCCUCCCCAGCUUGCGUGAUGCAGAAGCGAGGAGUAGCACAACGCUGGCGACCUGCCUGGGUGGUUCUAACUGUUCCUGUGCUUCUGUUGCGAUGCGAACCGCCCGGCACGUUAAAAUCAACUGGAGCCCCGAUUUUCCCUUUUCCUCCAGUCCGCUGCCUGUCUGUCACGUCCCUCUCUAGCCGCUCUUCAGUUUGUUUCUAGAAAGCCGCCCUUUUGUCGGUGGUGUCACGACCCUUCCUUUUCUCACAAGUCCACUGUAUGCACACACGUCUCUCUAGUGUGUACAAACAAGUUGACGUUGGCCGAAUAAAGUACCGCGCCGCCGCAUCUUGACCUCAGACACUUGGCCAAUCAUCCAGUCCUUGCGCGCGCGCGCCAUACUGCUGCAUUGAGCAGUCACCUGCAGAACCGCAGAAGUCGAACCGACCCGUACCGGAGUGUGGAACGAGGGAAAGGAAAGCAGGAAACAACCAAGCCGGUGCCGAGCAACCAAAGCAGUCGACGACUUCAACGAUAUUCUCGAUUCCCUGUCACCUACGUAGCUGCUCAACGAAAGGCCCCAUCGAUCUCACACUCAGCCCUUUCUACUCGCCAAAUCCGCCGAUCGUACUCUUCUACGGACGACCGAUUUUUGCGCAGCCAAUCAACAAAACAAGAUAUCUUGAACGAUUGCAUUGACUAGCCUUCGCUGGCUUGUCUUCUUGCGGUUCUACGGGUUGGGCGGCUCUGAUACUAUAUUAAGCUUCAAGUCUUAUUCUUAGAGUCUUUGGAAGAGUCUUGGACCAAUCGGCAUUGGUGUUGGACAGACUUUGCGGCUUUCUCACUGUAUCUCGUGUAGGUGCUCUGCGAGGCUAGCAGCCACGGGCUCACGUGGUGAGGAAUUGGACCGUUGAGGACAGCAAACACGAGUGGGAAACACACCAACCAAGGUUUCGCAUCGACAACUACUGGACAGCAGGGAUUGAUUAAUACCGGCCCCCAUAUCGGUGGUCUUCUACUUCGAAAGAGAGAACACAAAGGACAGAGUAUAGGACGGUAUUUCAGUCAGCUUUGUUCCAAACAGCCAUGCGCUGGCCGCCAUCCCUGGGACUGUUUCCGCAUUGUUGAUACGGCCCCUGAAACGUACUCCAAAGGCUUGACCCAAGCGUUUUGUGACUUCGUACAGCCUUUCCAAGGGCGACAAGCAGCAAAAGGGGAAGGAGAACUCUGGGAGUAUUGCGACAGACUUCCGAUCGUCAGUCUUCUGAGGGAGAUUCCGCAGAAAAGGCAACACACUCUAGAACUGCUCGGCUGCAGGUCAAACUUGCAUCCCCAGCUCAAACACCCCGCCGCGGCCUUAUAUUAGCUCAGCCAACAUUCGACGUCACUUCGGUCGUCGCAAACCAUCUUCCACAUGUUCAGCAGGUUGCACAGCAAGCAUAAGGGCCACUCCAAGGAGCAGCAAAACAGGCGGCCACCCGACCAUCAGGCGUCGACGUUGCAUGACCUUGGCAUGCUUGGGCCCUCUUCAACAUCCAUUCUCUCUGCAAGCGGCGGCUCGCGGAGACCAGACUUUGACCGGUCCAACCAUUCUUACCACAACCACUCUGGCGUGCCUGCAAGACAGUAUCCCGCGACGUCAUAUUCCGAGAGAGAUAGCCCAAUCCCUAACGGACACCUGGGCGCGCAAUCACACUACUCACUAGUUACGCCUAGUUCACCUUCUCAGUCACGAGAGAGCACCAUGAUGAACAGUAACGCGAGCCGGGGACGCCGGGAGCGCACGUUUGUUGGAAGCGAGUGUGCAGUUUGUGAGGAGCCGCUGGAGCAUACCCUGCAGGGCGAGAGGAUAUUACAAUUCUCGUGUACCCAUGUGUCACACGAGGCUUGCUUUUACGAAUUCAUCCGCGAGUUUGAGUCUCAGUUUUGCCCAACAUGCAACGCGCCAUUGCAUUUGGAUACCAGCCGUGGAGGAAACGUGCUGGAUAUCGAAAAAAUUAGCAGCAUGGUACGCUCAGUUUCCGUAAACGACACUCGGUCGCCACCGGCCCCAACUCCAGCUCCAGCUCCAGCUCCAGCUCCAUCGCAGCAGCCAUGGGAUGAUCAGCUAGCGCGAGCACCAAGUCGAGCAUCAAGUGCUCGGCAGGACGGAGGUUUGGCACCUCACACCAUGGCAAGGGUCAGCCAACGCGACAGUCGCGACGCCCCUUCGUCGUCCGAUCAUCGUUACACGCCAAAUUCGAGACACGCGCGUAGCGAUAGUGAGACUACAGGCGCUACCGGAGGAAUGGCCUCAUCGGGAGGAUAUCCGGAAACGAUGCAGAGUGGUCCACCGCGAAGACACGACUACGAUGUUCAGGCUAUGGAAACGUCGAUAUCAAGUCCCCCCCGUGCGAUAACCCGGAACCCAAUUCCAGCACCGACCGUCACCAUCCGGUCGGAGUUCCCUACAAUCAGCAAGUCGCGGCAACAGCAGACGCUUACUUGUCUGGUUACGGUUGAGGUACCCGAUAACAAGUGGAGACCGGAUCCCGAGGACCUACAGAAUGGACAGCCCAUGCUACCGUCAUCCAGAGCUGAAGAGCCAUAUCCGCGCGCACCGUCGCCUGCGAGGAGCGUGCCUCGCUUCUACCCCUAUGAAUCACCAGAAGUGUUGGCCGAGAUGACUGAGAAUCUACGCAGCCGAGUCGACAACUGGCAUGGCCUCGACUUCAGCCGCUUUGGGAAGCUCCGACUUUACGGCACACUCCGUGUAGGCAAGGAUAAGGUGUCAUGGCAGGAGCUGGAAUGCUUUCUCUUCGCCGAGAUGCUCAUCUGCGUAAAGGAGAAGAAGAAUGUGCCCUCAGCACCAGGACAGUGGGAGGAUGAAGCGGCGCGCAAAACGGGUCGAUGCACGCUGAAGGGAUCGAUCUUGAUCAAAAAGCACCUGAACGGGGUGUCGGAGACCGGAUCUGUCGACGAGAACAUCCUGACGCUGAGCUUGUCAGUGAACGAGCUACCGCAGUUCCACCUUCGGUUCGAGAAUCGCAACCAGCUCAAGCUGUGGCAACAGGCACUGUUGGAUCUGAAUGCUGUGGAGACUUCACCAAUGCGCAGUCCCGAAUACGACCGCGAAUUUUCCGAGGCAGACGAAGACGAGUGGAACAGGAGCGCUGGCUCGAAGCAGCGGGUAUCAUCCCAGGCGUCAUCCUGGGGCGGGGCCAGGUCCGCCACCACGGCCCCGACUGAAUAUACUAAUGUGCGAAGCCCAGGGCUGCUCCCAUCAAUCCACGUCCCGGUUGACGUCGUCGUUGUUGUUCCGAUUUCGGCCUCCAUGCAAGGUGUGAAAAUCAACCUUGUCCGCGACGCCCUUCGUUUUAUGGUCAGCUCCUUAGGCGAUCGUGACCGUAUGGGUCUCGUGACGUUUGGAUCCUCGGGCGGUGGUGUCCCCGUCGUGGGCAUGACUACCAAGGCGUGGCCUGGCUGGAGCAACGUUUUGGCAUCGGUCAAGCCCGUGGGGCAGAAGAGCCAUCGUGCGGAUGUGGUUGAGGGUGCGAACGUGGCCAUGGAUCUGCUCAUGGGGCGCAAGUACAACAACCCCAUUGCCACUAUCAUGCUGAUUAGCGAUGCCUCGACUUCUGAUGCGGACAGUGUCGACUUUGUGGUGUCGCGUGCGGAAGCUGCCAAGAUCACAAUUCACUCCUUCGGUCUGGGAACGACGCACAAGCCCGACACAAUGAUUGAGCUCUCGACGAGGACCAAGGCAUCAUAUACUUAUGUUAAGGAUUGGAUGAUGCUCCGAGAGUGUCUGGCAGGCUGCCUCGGUGCCAUGCAGAGCUUAUCCCACCAAAAUGUUAAGCUCAAGCUCAAACUCCCAGAGGGGUCGCCAGCCAAGCUGGGCAAGAUCAGUGGCGCGCUCCAAAUCACGAAGCGGGCAACUGGGCGCGAUGCGGAAGCCAACUUGGGCGAUCUUCGCUUCGGCGACAAGCGCGACGUGCUUGUACAGCUGACGAUUAUGCCAGAUACGUCGUCCGAGGAACCACAGUCACACGCUUACUGGGACACUGUCGUAUCAGGACUGGAGGCGAUAGGAGGACCCAUGGACGACGAGGACCAAAGGGCGAUGUCGGUGGAGGAGGUUCCUUUGAUACAGGCCGACCUUUCCUGGGGGGAUAUUCUACGCGAAGGCGCCACGCAGCACACGAGACCAUCGCUUUUGGCCAUCACAAUGCUGCCGGCAACACCAGGGUCGAAGAAGCACUGGACUGCUUCGCCAGCGAUACCGCCCCACCCGUACAUUGUACAGCGGCGGAUGGAAAUUCUCACGUCGGACAUGUUGACCCGGGCAUUGACCUUGGUCAGCAGGGGCCAGCAUGAUCGUGCCCAUACGCUGUUGAGCGAGACGCGAUCGAUUCUCAAGGGUCUCGGUAAGGGCGGGUUGCCCCCAGUGCCACCAGCACCGGGAGGACCGCCCACCAAGUCGCUCCCGUCCACGCCUCUUCGCACGCACUCGCCCAUUCCCGCCACUCCGGACCGGAAGAACACGCCGUCGCCUACAAUGGCAAAUCACCCCAUGGGACUCGGAGGCGGCUUCACGAUAUCAAGCCGCCGGUCCAACGAUGCGCUUGGGGCCAUGAACACGGGGGCAUCCGCCAUCGACCCGACUACCGUGUCAGCUCUUGAUGCGGAACUCGAGUCCAGUCUUGAGUGGAUCAACCACCCUGCCAUUUUUGGGCGGGACAGCCGCAAGGCGGUGCUGCAGGCGAUUGGUGUGAUCAGCUCUCAGCGGGCAUUUACCUUCCGCACACCGAUCGAAAGUCUCUGGGCCGGCCGGGUUAGCGGCAUCAAAAAGCUUACGGAGAAGAGCCAGGAGUGGACGGUGGAGGGAGGGGGGGAAGGCGGCAUCAUGGAGGAAGCAUAGCGGUCUGCUUCUGGACUGCUGGCUUUGCUCUUCUUCUCGCUAACAUUGCUGCCCACCGAUAAGCAAUAUUCUGUCGAUGGGUGGCAUUUUCUAUUCUUUUCAAUUUUCCUCUUCUUCUUGUUACAUGGUUGGCUGGUUUGGAUUGCGACCUUGGGCUCGAUGAUACCACUUCUACUUCUUGUGUCGCGCUUUGUUGCACUUGGUCAUCUUUUUGCUUUACUAUAUAACAAUAUCCUGUUUGUUACAUUGGCGGUGGCUACUUUUGCUUUGCGUUUUUGGAUAUCUUGUGGGGAUUUGCUUUAUCGGCAUCUAUGGGCUGGCUGCUGUUGAAUAUGUCGUAGGUAAAUGUGAGAUGGAUCGAGGAUAUGAAGGAUGGCGGACUCGUGGUGGUCUUGUAAAUGAAUGAGAUUUAUGUAUGUUAUAAUUUUGUAUUGGGGGCGGCAUCAUUCAUCAUGCUCUGGUUGGGGAUAUAAUGGGAGGGAGGAAAGGAAAAAGCGGGAGCAGAUGAAGAGCUGAAAGCCCUACUCAAGGUGGAACAAAUCAUCAUCACCAUCAUCGUAAUA
Neurospora crassa OR74A is the source of this 5490-nucleotide messenger RNA. Its product is annotated as von Willebrand RING finger domain-containing protein. Bases 1442 to 4927 code for a protein of 1161 amino acids. The record is from RefSeq and is a predicted model, not a curated record. Lineage: Eukaryota; Fungi; Ascomycota; Sordariomycetes; Sordariales; Sordariaceae. The transcript is spliced from 5 exons.